This is a messenger RNA of Penicillium oxalicum, 1095 nucleotides long. RefSeq names its product aspartate-semialdehyde dehydrogenase family protein. The transcript has 3 exons. Gene Ontology annotation, molecular function: NADP binding; NAD binding; aspartate-semialdehyde dehydrogenase (NADP+) activity. The record is from RefSeq and is a predicted model, not a curated record. Bases 1 to 1095 code for a protein of 364 amino acids. Lineage: Eukaryota; Fungi; Ascomycota; Eurotiomycetes; Eurotiales; Aspergillaceae. Gene Ontology annotation, biological process: L-threonine biosynthetic process.
AUGGCUGGCUCAUAUCCCAAGAAGAAGUGCGGUGUUUUGGGUGCCACUGGAUCGGUGGGACAACGCUUUAUCCUUCUGCUCGCAGACCACCCAUUCCUUGAACUACAUGCCCUGGGAGCCUCGGAGCGCUCUGCCAACAAGAAAUACAAAGAUGCUGUGCGAUGGAAGCAGUCUGCUCCCAUGUCGGAGAAGCUGAGCAACUUGGUUCUGCGCGAGUGUAAGGCGGAGCUCUUCAAAGACUGUGACCUGGUGUUUUCUGGCUUGAACAGUGAUAUCGCAGGCGAGACAGAAAUGGCUUUUAUCAAGGCAGAAAUUCCUGUGUUCUCUAACGCAAAGAACUAUCGAAAGGACCCCAUCGUGCCACUGGUGGUGCCUACUGUCAACCCCUCCCACAUGGACCUGAUCCCUCACCAACGCAAACAUUUCGGUUUGAAGAAGGGAUUUUUGGUCUGCAACUCCAACUGUGCUGUGAUUGGCGUCGUGAUUCCGUUUGCUGCCCUUCAAGCCAAGUUUGGCCCCGUCGAGGAGGUCGAGGUUUUCACCGAGCAGGCUAUCUCGGGUGCGGGAUACCCCGGCGUUCCCAGCUUGGACAUUGUCGACAAUGUGAUUCCAUACAUCAGUGGCGAGGAGGACAAGUUGGAGAACGAGGCCCAGAAGAUCCUCGGUUCUUUGAAUGGGGAUGCGACCGCUUUCAACGAGCAGGCUGGAUUGCGGAUUGGUGCCACCUGCACCCGUGUCGGCGUCACGGAUGGCCACAUGGCCUUUGUCUCUCUCCGCUUCAAGAAUCGUCCAGCCCCCAAGGCCGAGGAGGUUGCUCAGGCGAUGCGUGAAUACCAGUCCGAAGCCCAGAAACUCGGCGCUCCUUCAGCGCCCGAGUUGGCCAUCAAGGUCUUCGAUGAGCCAGACCGUCCCCAACCGCGUCUUGAUCGGGAUAUCUCCAAGGGCUACACCGUGAGCGUGGGACGCAUCCGUGAUGGCGCCGAGGGCGGGUAUUUCGAUAUUCGCUUCGCUGCCCUUUCUCACAACACGGUCAUCGGCGCUGCUGGCUCUUCCAUCCUCAAUGCCGAGGUAGCUGUUAUCAAGGGUUACAUCUAG